Messenger RNA from Suncus etruscus (white-toothed pygmy shrew), 1147 nucleotides. It is a transcript of the gene RDH11, whose product is annotated as retinol dehydrogenase 11. The record is from RefSeq and is a predicted model, not a curated record. NCBI's taxonomy places the organism in Eukaryota, Metazoa, Chordata, Mammalia, Eulipotyphla, Soricidae. The transcript is spliced from 7 exons. Bases 30 to 980 code for a protein of 316 amino acids.
GAUCGCUGCUGCUUUGGAGGCCGGGCAAGAUGAUCGGAACCCUGCUCCUGAUUCUCCUGACCCCCCUUUUCAUCUACAUCGUUGUGCCCCAAAUCAGGAAAAUGCUGUCCAAUGGUGUAUGUACAUCCACUGUCCAGCUCUCUGGGAAGGUAGUUGUGAUCACUGGAGCCAAUACAGGCAUUGGGAAGGAGACAGCCAAAGAGCUGGCGCAUAGAGGAGCGCGUGUAUAUUUAGCUUGUCGAGAUGUACAAAAGGGGGAAUUGGUGGCCAAAGAAAUUCAGACUGUGACAGGGAACCAGAUGGUCUUGGUGCGGAAACUGGACUUGGCUGAUACUAAAUCUAUUCGAGACUUUGCUAAAAACUUCUUAGCAGAGGAAAAUCAACUCCACAUCCUGAUCAACAAUGCAGGAGUGAUGAUGUGUCCAUAUUCCAAGACAGCAGAUGGCUUUGAAAUGCACAUGGGAGUCAACCACUUGGGUCACUUCCUGCUGACCCAUCUGUUGCUAGACAAGCUGAAGGAGUCAGCUCCAUCAAGGAUAGUGACUGUAUCUUCCCUGGCACAUCACCUAGGAAGGAUCCAGUUCCACAAUCUGCAGAGUGAGAAGUUCUACAGUGCAGGCCUGGCCUACUGUCACAGCAAGUUGGCCAAUAUUCUCUUCACUCAGGAACUGGCCAGGAGGCUGAAAGGCUCCGGCGUUACUACGUACUGUGUACAUCCUGGCACAGUUAACACCGAAUUGAUUCGGCACUCGGUAAUCAUGAGAUUGAUGUGGAAGCUUUUCUCCUAUUUUGUCAAGACGCCUCAGCAAGGGGCCCAGACCACCCUGCACUGUGCCUUAACAGAAGGUCUUGAGAGUCUAAAUGGGAAAUACUUCAGUGAUUGCCAAGUGGCCUGGAUCUCUCCCCAGGGCCGUAAUGAGACAGUUGCAAGGCGACUCUGGGACACCAGCUGUGACCUGCUGGGCAUCCCUAUACAUUGACAGAUGGUGGCAUUUGAACCCAAGAAAAACCUAUAGAAGAUUCCUCCUUGGCGAUGCGCUUCUCUUUCAGGGCUGCUAAACUCUUGAGCACAGGGAGAGAACGAGACCUUAUGUCCUUGUCUGUCUGAUGUACGAUAAAAGCUUGGCAUACUGCCAGAUUUAUCUAA